Messenger RNA from Lachancea thermotolerans CBS 6340, 1686 nucleotides. Its product is annotated as sugar porter family MFS transporter. The transcript has a single exon. The record is from RefSeq and is a predicted model, not a curated record. The coding region runs from base 1 to 1686 and encodes 561 amino acids. Gene Ontology annotation, molecular function: carbohydrate:proton symporter activity. Gene Ontology annotation, cellular component: membrane. Lineage: Eukaryota; Fungi; Ascomycota; Saccharomycetes; Saccharomycetales; Saccharomycetaceae. Gene Ontology annotation, biological process: transmembrane transport; carbohydrate transport.
AUGUCGUCAAAGUCGUAUAAGGACACGCUGCUGCUGCGCAACGUCAAGUACCGCGGCGCGCUGUACGACCGGUUCCCUAAGGUGUACAACGUGUACGUGGUGGCGAUGGUGUCGUGCAUCUCGGGGCUGAUGUUCGGGUUCGACAUCAGCUCCAUGUCAUCGAUGAUCGGGACUGACAAAUACAAGGAGUACUUCAGCAAUCCAGACUCGACGACGCAGGGUGGAAUCACGGCGUCGAUGUCCGGCGGGUCGCUGCUCGGGUCGCUGAUAUCGCCAAACUUCACGGACGCGUUCGGGCGGCGUGUGUCGCUGCACAUCUGUGCGGCGCUGUGGAUCGCGGGCGCGGUGCUGCAGUGCGCGUCGCAGAACCAGGGAAUGCUGAUUGUCGGGCGUGUGAUCAGCGGCAUGGGCGUCGGGUUCGGCUCGUCGGCCGCGCCCGUGUACUGCUCUGAGGUUGCGCCCCCCAACAUCCGCGGCACCGUGUGCGGCCUGUUCCAGUUCAGCGUCACCCUGGGCAUCAUGAUCAUGUUCUACAUCGGCUACGGCUGCCACUUCAUCGACGGAACGGCCUCGUUCCGCAUCACCUGGGGGCUGCAGAUGGUGCCCGGCUUCGCGCUGAUGCUGUUCACCUUCUUCCUACCCGAGUCGCCCCGGUGGCUUGCCAACCACGACCGCUGGGAGGAGGCCAGCGAGGUGGUCGCCCGCAUAGGCGCCAAGGGCAGCCUCGACAACCCACAGGUGCGCCUACAGCUCGAGGAGAUCCGCGAGCAGGUCAUCAUCGACCAGCAGGCCGCGCACUUUGGGUUCCGCCAGCUGUUCCGCAAGAAGACUAUUAACAAAACCAUUGUCGGCGUGUGCGCCCAGAUGUGGCAGCAGCUGUGCGGUAUGAACGUCAUGAUGUACUACAUCGUGUACAUCUUCCAGAUGGCCGGCUACUCGGGCAACACACUGUUGGUGUCCAGUUCUAUUCAGUACGUGCUGAACGUGGUGAUGACUAUCCCCGCCCUGCUCCUUGUCGAUAAAAUCGGCAGGAGGCCCGUCCUGAUGGUCGGCGGCGUCUUCAUGUUUAUCUGGCUGUUUGUCGUGGCAGGCUUGUUGGCAGACUACUCGGUCCCCGAGCCAGACGGGUUUGAGGGUGACGACACAGUGAGGAUCAGGAUCCCUGACAGUGAAAAGUCGGCUGCCAAGGGUGUAAUAGCUGCGUCCUACCUGUUCGUGUGCUCCUUCGCACCUUCCUGGGGUGUUGGUAUUUGGAUCUACUGUUCCGAGAUUUUCAACAACUUCGAAAGAGCUAGGGGAUCCGCUUUCUGUGCGUCCGUCAACUGGGCCUUUAACUUCGCCCUGGCAAUGUUUGUGCCUUCUGCCUUCAAGAACAUCACCUGGAAGACAUACAUUAUCUUUGGCGUGUUUUCCAUCGCCCUGACCAUUCAAACCUUCUUGAUGUUCCCGGAGACAAAGGGCAAGACACUGGAGGAAAUUGACCAAAUGUGGGCAGAUCACAUUCCUGCGUGGAAGACAGCCUCGUACGUGCCUGACGUUCCUGUUGUACAGGACGAAGAGGGCAACAAAUUGGGGCUGAUGGGGAGAUCUCAGCACGUUGAAAACUCGUCAAAUACUCCAGAAGAAAAGCCCAUGUUUGAGCAGCAGAGUAGUGCUGAUAACAGUCUCACGCGCGCCGAAUCGUAA